CGGCGGCGGCAGGGCUGACCAUGAGUUUUCUUGGAGGUUUUUUCGGUCCCAUCUGUGAGAUUGAUGUUGUCCUUAAUGAUGGGGAAUCAAGGAAGAUGGCAGAAAUGAAGACAGAAGAUGGCAAAGUAGAAAAACAUUAUCUCUUCUACGAUGGUGAAUCUGUUUCAGGAAAGGUAAACCUAGCCUUUAAGCAACCUGGAAAGAGGCUAGAACACCAAGGAAUUAGAAUUGAAUUUGUAGGCCAAAUUGAACUCUUCAAUGACAAGAGUAAUACUCAUGAAUUUGUAAACCUAGUGAAAGAAUUGGCCUUACCUGGAGAAUUGACACAAAGCAGAAGUUAUGACUUUGAAUUUAUGCAGGUUGAAAAGCCAUAUGAAUCCUACAUUGGUGCCAAUGUCCGAUUGAGGUAUUUUCUUAAAGUGACAAUAGUAAGACGACUGUCAGACUUGGUAAAAGAGUAUGAUCUUAUUGUUCACCAGCUGGCCACCUACCCAGAUGUUAACAACUCCAUUAAGAUGGAAGUGGGCAUUGAAGACUGUCUACACAUAGAGUUUGAAUAUAAUAAAUCCAAGUAUCACUUAAAGGAUGUUAUUGUUGGAAAAAUUUAUUUCUUACUAGUAAGAAUAAAAAUUCAGCAUAUGGAGUUACAACUGAUAAAGAAAGAGAUCACUGGAAUAGGGCCCAGUACCACGACAGAAACAGAGACCAUUGCCAAGUAUGAAAUAAUGGAUGGUGCACCAGUCAAAGGUGAAUCAAUUCCUAUAAGACUCUUUCUAGCGGGAUAUGACCCAACUCCAACAAUGAGAGAUGUGAACAAGAAAUUCUCAGUACGAUAUUUUUUGAACCUGGUCCUCGUGGAUGAGGAAGAUAGACGGUACUUCAAGCAGCAGGAGAUCAUCUUGUGGAGAAAAGCUCCGGAGAAGUUGAGGAAGCCCAGGACGAACUUCCACCAACGCUUUGAGCCUCCGGAGCCACAGGCAUCAGCUGAGCAGCCUGAAAUGUGAAGGGAGGAAGGAGAGGGGAGAGGGAAGGGGAGGCUCCCGGGCCCAGGGGUCACAGCCUGCACAGGACAAGGCCUGAGACCCCGGCCUUGCCUCUCUCUGACCACACUCACCUAUUUUGCCGCACUACUAACCAUUCUCAAAGGUGUACAUUCAGUUAAAAACAAAGUGCUUUCUCUGAAACACUGGAACUUUCUCAAGCUGCCGUCUUUUUUUUUUUUUUUUAACUUCCUACUUUAAUUUGCUCAAAUGCACUCAGAUAUGCAUAUGCUUAAACAUUAAACAUUUCUACAUGUGUGUAGGCUGGUGUUUCAUAAUUUUGUUUUCUUUCUCUAGGAUGUAGAUUAUGAAGCUUCCUGCCCCAUCUCCACCUCAUUGAUUCCCUCCCAUCUCUGCAAAACAUUGAGAUUUGUGUACUCAGAUGAUGAGAGAGACGUGGAGGAGCUGUGAGGCUUUGGGGGCCUCUAUCCCCUAGGCACACCAAACCCCGAGGAUUUCUAUUCAAAGUCUUGUGGGUGCUUGAGGGAUUCAGGCACUGACUUUGUCCUGAGUCUUCCAAACCCAUGGGGACUUCCUUACAGCCUUUCACCUUAAAGAGAGUAUAACAGGAUGGGGUGAUUGCCAUCUUAUUCCCAGAAUUUCCUUUUUGCCAUUAGUCUUAAUUGUUUUGCAUUGGCACUACAGUAGAUUUUCUGCUGUUUUGUUUGUAUUUAAAAAAUUUUCAUUUUCAUAAAAGAUUUUUUUCCCCCAUAGAUACUUUAAGGCAUUUUAUUUUUAGAUUGGGAAAAUUUGGCUGUGUGCAGAGAAUGCUAAUUCUCAGAUUCACAAACCUCUUGAUUGUGGGUUGGUGGGUGGGUGAACUUUGUAUCAUCUUCGAUCCAUUUCUGGUUAAACAAACUUAUGUUAAGCUGCAGCUUUGACCAACCAAAACUCAGAUUUUGCAAGCUAACCAACCUCUCUAAGGAACAUAAAAUAUCUUUUAUUUUAUUGAAUGUUGAAUUUAAAUCCUCCUUGGUACAAAGACUCUCGAAGGUUACGUGGUUGUGGACUGGGUUCAGUUUCCAAUUGUCCACCACGUGGCGGAGGCCCCAGUCUUGUCUGAGCCACAGAAGCCUCUUGUACUUAAGGUUCAUGAACCAACAAAGAAUUUUCCCUAACAGUGCUAGCCUUGGCGGUGCAUCUACCUUACUUGGUGGGGAGCUCAGUCCCUGGGUCAGGCAUCUCUGAGAGCCUGCUUCCCUCCUAUGGCACUGACCAAACAGUCUGUAACCACCUUUUACUACAGAAGACGCUCUGGGUCUGCGUGCUGCGGGAUAUCUAUGGGGAUGGAAACAGAUGGAUUUUUUUUCCUCAUGUAAGUGCCUGUUCAGAAAUUUAAAAAAAAAAUUUAAAAUGCCAAAUAUUUUCAUGGUCACUUGCAUGUAGUAAUCUAGAAACUGUUUGAAAAGAUUUUGAAAACUGAUUAUAUUUAACCAGCCUCCAAUUGUGCAACCAUGUAUAAUAAAGAAUUUGAAACUGAUACUGAGCUGCUAUUUGAAUGAUUAAAAAUAGCUGUAUUCUCAA
Molecule: messenger RNA, 2564 nt
Organism: Gracilinanus agilis (Agile Gracile Mouse Opossum)
Lineage: Eukaryota; Metazoa; Chordata; Mammalia; Didelphimorphia; Didelphidae
Gene: VPS26A
Product: VPS26, retromer complex component A
Exons: 9
Coding region: 21-1004 (327 amino acids)
Biological process (GO): intracellular protein transport; retrograde transport, endosome to Golgi
Cellular component (GO): endosome; retromer complex
Source: RefSeq, a predicted model, not a curated record